AUACGAAAAGUGCCAAUUUAAUCCAAUUUCCAUUAAUUCUUCCGCCAGUUAAUAGCAAAAUCGGGGUCCGGGUGGAUAAAAGGCAGUCAAAGUGAAUCAAAUGAAAGUUACAGUUAUAAUAAAAUGUUUAAUUAAACUGUAGGUGUAGUCAGUAAUUAACAGAGGCGCUGUGAUAGGUCAAGCAAAUGUAUAAUGAUUUAAGCGACCGUUGUGCCGUGUCACUGUGUUGUGUUCAUCGAUUACGGCUGCUUGUGUUUUAACUGUACAAAGAUGGUGGAUGGAUCUGACGGCUCCGCGCCGGAGCAGCCGCAGCUCAGCAGGAGUCGGGAAGCUAACUGGCCCGCAGUACUGAUCUUCAUACACAUACAUCUGCUGGCCCUAUACGGAACAUGGCUGCUGUUCACCGAGAUCAAACUCCUCACCUUCAUAUUCUUUUUGGUACUCGUUAUGGUAGCAAUGCUUGGCAUGACAACAGGAGCCCAUCGACUCUGGGCGCACAGAUCCUACAAAGCUAGCACAGGAUUGCGCAUCACACUUAUGCUUUUCCAGACGUUGGCUGGAGUAGGCUCUAUUUACGACUGGGUACAGUACCACAGGCUGCAUCACGCACACUUCGCCACCGAGGACGAUCCCUAUGAUUACAACAAAGGCUUUGUGUACGCACACUUCUUGACUCGUCUAAGGAAACUGAGCCCACACCAGGAAAAGUUAAAAGCCGCCAUUGACAUGUCAGAUCUUGAAAGUGAUUCCGUUGUCAUGUUCCAAAAGAAACUAUACUGGGUGUUGUACGCAGUUUUGUUCCUCCUGCUGCCUCUGAACGCCCCUCUCGAAUACUGGGGUGACUCUAUUCUCAGCGCUACAUUCGUCAUUGGUUUCCUGCGUUAUUUCGUUGUGCUCCACGCAUCAUGGUUGAUUGACAGCGCUAUCUGCGUCUGGGGUCUUAAACCUGGCGAAAAAUCUCCCCCGGAUACGAAUGCUGUGUUCAUAAUAACGAAGUCGUUCUGGCCCCACUACCAUUACCUAGUCCCGUAUGACUACAAAUCAGGAGAAUAUGGAACAUACGAUUCUGGUUGCUCAACCGCGUUCAUCCGUGUCUGGGCGGCAUUAGGUUUAGCCACGGAUCUACGUACAGUAGAAACCGGUACAGUGCAAAAGGCACUGGCUGACUCCGCUAAAACCAAAAAGAACUUAAAGACUUGCAUCGACUCCGCGGUCACACACCAACAACUGCCAGAAGAACAUUAUCUCAAAAGAGGAUAAAGUUAUAGUUUUAGUAUUACACUUUAUUGUAUGAUAUUGAAAUAAAUGUAUUUUUAGUAA
This is a messenger RNA of Trichoplusia ni (cabbage looper), 1320 nucleotides long. RefSeq names its product (11Z)-hexadec-11-enoyl-CoA conjugase (gene BmorPDSN). The record is from RefSeq and is a predicted model, not a curated record. Gene Ontology annotation, cellular component: endoplasmic reticulum membrane. Lineage: Eukaryota; Metazoa; Arthropoda; Insecta; Lepidoptera; Noctuidae. Bases 271 to 1260 code for a protein of 329 amino acids. Gene Ontology annotation, biological process: unsaturated fatty acid biosynthetic process. The transcript has 7 exons. Gene Ontology annotation, molecular function: stearoyl-CoA 9-desaturase activity; iron ion binding.